Messenger RNA from Chinchilla lanigera (long-tailed chinchilla), 2016 nucleotides. RefSeq names its product glutamic-oxaloacetic transaminase 1, soluble (gene Got1). The record is from RefSeq and is a predicted model, not a curated record. Bases 115 to 1356 code for a protein of 413 amino acids. Gene Ontology annotation, biological process: L-aspartate biosynthetic process. Gene Ontology annotation, molecular function: pyridoxal phosphate binding; L-aspartate:2-oxoglutarate transaminase activity. Gene Ontology annotation, cellular component: cytosol. Lineage: Eukaryota; Metazoa; Chordata; Mammalia; Rodentia; Chinchillidae. The transcript is spliced from 9 exons.
GCCCGACCAUUGGAGGCUGCGGGCGACCCCGCCCGCUAGGUGAAGGUGAGAGUCUCCUCCGGUCCCUGAGCGCAGAUUUCACCCAACUGCUCCUGGCCGGGUCGUGUGAUCGCUAUGGCUCCUCCGUCAGUGUUUGCGGAGGUUCCGCAAGCCCAGCCGGUCCUGGUCUUUAAGCUCACUGCUGACUUCCGGGAGGAUCCCGACCCCCGCAAGGUCAACCUGGGCGUGGGGGCUUACCGUACAGAUGCUUGCCAGCCCUGGGUCUUGCCAGUUGUGAGGAAGGUGGAGCAGAAGAUUGCCAACGACAGUAGUCUCAACCACGAGUAUCUGCCCAUCCUGGGCCUGGCAGAGUUCCGGACCAGUGCUUCUCGCCUUGCCCUUGGGGAUGACAGCCCAGCUCUCAAGGAGAAGCGGGUAGGAGGUGUGCAGUCUCUUGGAGGAACAGGUGCACUGCGAAUUGGAGCUGAGUUCUUAGCCCAAUGGUACAAUGGGACAGACAACAAGGACACACCCGUCUAUGUGUCCUCACCGACCUGGGAGAACCAUAAUGGUGUAUUUGCCACUGCUGGUUUUAAAGACAUUCGGUCCUAUCGCUACUGGGAUGCAGAGAAGAGAGGACUUGACCUCCAGGGUUUCCUGAGUGAUCUAGAGAAUGCUCCUGAGUUCUCCAUCAUUGUCCUCCACGCUUGCGCGCACAAUCCCACCGGGACCGACCCGACUCCGGAGCAGUGGAAGCAGAUCGCUUCCGUCAUGAAGCGCCGGUUUCUUUUCCCCUUCUUUGACUCAGCCUAUCAGGGCUUUGCAUCUGGAGACCUGGAGAAAGAUGCCUGGGCCGUUCGCUAUUUUGUGUCUGAAGGCUUUGAGCUCUUCUGUGCCCAGUCCUUCUCCAAGAACUUCGGGCUCUACAAUGAGCGUGUAGGAAAUCUGACCGUGGUUGGAAAAGAAUCUGACAGCAUCCUGCGAGUCCUUUCCCAGAUGGAGAAGAUUGUGCGGGUUACCUGGUCCAACCCUCCCGCCCAGGGAGCGCGGAUCGUGGCCUCUACCCUGUCUGACCCCGAGCUCUUUAAGGAAUGGACAGGUAAUGUGAAGACAAUGGCUGACCGGAUUCUGACCAUGCGAUCAGAACUCAGGGCACGAUUAGAAGCCCUCAAGACUCCUGGGACAUGGACUCACAUCACUGAGCAGAUUGGCAUGUUCAGCUUCACUGGCUUGAACCCCAAGCAGGUUGAGUAUCUGGUCAACGAAAAGCACAUCUAUCUUCUGCCAAGUGGUCGGAUCAACAUGUGUGGUUUAACCACCAAAAAUCUAGAUUACGUGGCUACCUCCAUCCAUGAGGCAGUCACCAAAGUCCAAUGAAGAAACACCAUCCAGUCCACACCACCAAAGUGUUCGGUGUCACAUGUGUCCCUGCCUGCACAGACCUAGUUGUACAUAUCAUGGAUCAGAGCCGACCAGAGGACUACAAAGCCACCCUGGGACACUGACCUCUGUUUCAGCUGGCCCAUGUGACGAGAACAUCCUUGAAAGAAAUUGGGAGCCAGGGAUUAGAGCCUGUUGGAGGCCAGGCAAAUUAAGGUUUUUAUUUAAGAAUAAUUAACGUUUGAUCACCAGACGUAGAUUCCUUGCUAGAUGCGGGAGUACCGCCCACGUUGUUCAUGGGUUCUGCAUGUUGCUUAACUCUGUACAAAGUCUAGUCCAAAGGCCAAGUUAUCUGAAGGAACCAUUGUGACUGUGAGUGUUGACUGUGGCAUUAAAACUCUUCAUUUCCACCUUGUCUGCUGUUCUUUCUGCAUGGUUUUGUCCCUUGUCUGAAACUUUAAUUCUUUAGGGUGACUGCAAUAAGAAGUAUCUACAUCAUGAUGCACACGGCGUAUUCACCUAUUUAACUGAAACAAGGGUUUCACGAAAUAGUAUUUCCUCUUGCAAUGUGUAGUGCAGUCUGAUAUUUCCUAGUACAUUCUAUUCUAUUUUGUUCUGUUUCACUGGAAAAAAAAUAAAAUAAAAUGCUGAACAAGA